Messenger RNA from Fonsecaea nubica, 1056 nucleotides. RefSeq lists its product as hypothetical. The transcript is spliced from 2 exons. NCBI's taxonomy places the organism in Eukaryota, Fungi, Ascomycota, Eurotiomycetes, Chaetothyriales, Herpotrichiellaceae. The record is from RefSeq and is a predicted model, not a curated record. The coding region runs from base 1 to 1056 and encodes 351 amino acids. Gene Ontology annotation, molecular function: dioxygenase activity.
AUGGUCCUGAAAACAUCGCACGAUCAAUAUCCCCCCUUCGCCGAAGGCCUACGAACCGCACCCCUCGUCUCCAUCUCACUCCCCAAACUCGAGGCUUACGAUGAGGACGAGUCGCGCACUUUCUUCAAGGCCUCCAAGGAGCUCGGCUUCUUCUACCUGAGCAUGGAAGGGUCCGCGCUGGGUGAGAAGAUCGUGGCGCAGGCCGAACAACUGCACGCCCUGCAGAAGCAGUUCCACGCGCUGCCCAACGAGGAGAAGGAACGGUUUGCCCGGGAAAAGCUCGACCCUUUCUUUGGGUAUCGGAUCCUGGCUGAGCGGGAGAUGGAAGACGGUACGAUCGGGCGCAACGAGAAUUAUAAUAUGCGUAAAGAUGACCUCGUCGGCAAUUGCAAGCCGCUGCCCUGCCCAGACCUCAUCAAGCAGCACUGGACAUUGUUGGGUGACUACGCCCGCAACUGUCGCGCUGCCAUCGAUCUCAUGUUCACUCACCUCGAGAAGAACCUUGAACUCCCUAUCGGCACCCUGGCCAAGCUGCACCGCAUUGAGGAGCGAUCCGGCGACCACGUGCGCUUCAACAAGUCCGCACCGGGCAAAUUCGACGAGAAGAGGGCUCGGCUGGGUGAGCACACCGACUUUGGCUCCCUGACCAUCUUGUUCAACUGGAUGGGCGGCCUGCAGAUCCGCCUGCCGGACACCAGCGACUGGGUCUACGUGCGUCCAGUGCCUGGCUCGGCCGUGGUCAACCUGGGGGACGCCCUGGUCAAGUUCACCGCCGGCUUGCUACGGUCCAACGUCCAUCGCGUUGUGCCGCCGAUGCCCCCGCAGGACAAGAUCGACCGGCACAGCCUGGUGUUUUUCUCCCGCCCGGAAGACGCCGUGGUGCUGCGGCGCCUCAAGGGCGGGCUCAUCGACAAGCAGCCCCAGACGCCGAAGGAGGAGAUGGAGUUGACCAGCGAGGAGUGGAUUCUGAGACGGAGCGUCGGGGAUCUCAAGGGUGUCUACACGCACCAGGGUGGUCUGGAGCUGCGGUUUCCCCUGGUGGAGGGCAAAGCCUGA